Molecule: messenger RNA, 3664 nt
Organism: Phyllopteryx taeniolatus (common seadragon)
Lineage: Eukaryota; Metazoa; Chordata; Actinopteri; Syngnathiformes; Syngnathidae
Product: nicotinate-nucleotide pyrophosphorylase [carboxylating]-like
Exons: 5
Coding region: 69-1115 (348 amino acids)
Biological process (GO): NAD+ biosynthetic process; quinolinate catabolic process
Cellular component (GO): cytoplasm
Molecular function (GO): nicotinate-nucleotide diphosphorylase (carboxylating) activity
Source: RefSeq, a predicted model, not a curated record
CUUCCUGUCAGGAAACACUAAAAUAGUCAGACGUUGUGCCAUUGUGUCUUGAAGUUGAAUUGGUCACAAUGAACAUUUUGAGUGUUUCUAGAGUAUGCUGGUAUGUCACUAUGGAAAACCAUUGGAACAUUUAUUCGAUGGCUGCUCUGUCCUCACUGAGUCACUGGAGCAUUAGUGUGCGACAUUUAGAAGAAAAGAAAAAAAAAUCUGCUGUCAAGUUGAAACGAAUGCUUCCGUCCAAACACAUACCCGCCCACUCAAUCCCACCUCACGCUGUGACGCGGCUGGCAAAAGCGUGGCUUGCUGAGGACACACCAAACUUUGAUCCGGCGGGAGUGUGUGUGGGAUUUCAGGAGGUGGAAGCAAGGCUGUUGUGUAAAAGUCCACAGAGUAUCUUGGCAGGAAGUCCCUUCUUUACUGCAGUGUUCACUGAGGUUGGCUGUACUGUGGAUUGGAUUUACCAGGAUGGAGAUGAAAUAGGCCCAGAUACUGUCACACUUACUGCUGUGGUUCGAGGCCCGGCCAGAUGCCUCCUCCUGGGUGAAAGGCCAGCUCUAAACUGUAUUGCACGGGCCUCGGGGAUCGCCACUCGAUGUUCUCAACUCCGAAAAAUGGCAACAGCGAGAGGAUGGCACGGCGAAGUGGCAGGAACACGUAAAACGACCCCUGGUUUCCGACUGGUGGAGAAGUACGCUAUGCUGGUGGGUGCUGUGUCCAUGCACAGGCAGGACUUGAGUGGAAUGGUGAUGCUGAAGGACAACCAUGUCUGGGCUUCAGGAAGCAUCACAGAGGCUGUGAAAGGUACCAGGUCAGUGUGUGGUUUCAGCAGUAAGAUUGAAGUGGAGUGUCGCUCCACAGAAGAGGCCGUGGAGGCAGCCGAAGCCGGAGCAGAUAUAGUUAUGCUUGACAAUUUUCAGCCACAGGCGCUCCAUCUUGCAGCUGGCGCACUGAAGCAAGAAUUCCAAGCUCUGCUGAUAGAAGCCAGUGGAGGAGUGACACCAGAAAACCUAGCCGAGUAUUUCUCUCCAUGUGUGGACAUAAUCUCCAUGGGCUGUAUUACACAAGGGUGCCCAGUUGUGGACUUUUCACUAAAGGUUCAAAAGCCCGUUUCUUAGUCAGACCUCCAUGAAGGAUUGGCACUGGAAACAUAUUGUACAUUCACAAAAAAGGAAUUUGAACCAUUUACUUGCAAUAGAAAUAGUUUACAGGUGAGAAUAAAGGGGGCACAUCUUCCACAUUUAUAUAUAUAUAUAUAUAUUACUACAUAUAUUUGACCUUACCUAAAUUACUGCACAGAGGUUUGGGGGCAAUACAUAUGAGUUUAUCACAUCCACUCUUCAUUCUGCAAAAAAGAGCCAUUAGAAUAGUCCAUAAGGUUGGUUGUCUUGAAUCAGCUAUUUGUUAAGUCUAAAAUAAUAAAGAGCAAUGAUUUUGCGGAAUGUCAAACUGCGCGACUUCUUUACAAAAUAAGGAACAAUUUAUUACCAAGCAAUUUACAGGAAACGUUUCAAGAAACAGAGGGGGUGUAUAAAUUGAGAGAUAGGGCAAAUGUCAGGAUCAAAAAAUGCAGAACCACAAUGAAGAAAUUGGUGUGGAGCUGAAACAAUGUCCAAGUAUCAACCGCUUCAAAAACAAAUACAAACAAAUGACAUUUACAAAACAUAAGAAGGAAGUAGUAGUAAUAUAAAUAUAUCCAUCCACCCAUUUGCAAUACCGCUUAUUAACAUAUAUAUUAAUAACAACGCUUAAUUUCAGUUGUUGCUGCUGAAGAUGGCCAGCCAGUUAUUAGGUUUAAGGGGCCACUACUUCUUCACGCGGGGUCAAGUAACUGAAUAGUUGUUUUCCUUAAUGAAUGAAAUCACAAUUUAAAAACAGCAUUUUAAGUGCACUUGGGUUAUAUUUGUCUGAUAUUUACAUUUGUUUGAUGAGCUCAAACAUUAAAGUGGGCAAAAAAAUAAAAAAUAAAUGCAAAAAUAUAAGAAUUUGAGAAGGGGGCCAAUACUUUUCCACAGCACUGUAUAAAUGUUUGUAUAUACAUAAAAGGGCUAUUAGAAUAAUUAACAAAGCAGGUUACCUCGACACGAUGAACCAAUUUUUCAUAAAGUCUUAUCCUUUCAAAUUUGUUAUGAUGAACAUGAAAACAUUGGAAAUAAUUGUCUAUGUUAAUAGCAAUUGCCUUCCAGAUUUUAUUCCAUAUAUAUGUUUCUUUUUUUAAAUUCAGAGAAGGAAAGUAUUAUUUAAGAGGUUAUAUAUUUUUAAAAGAUGCAAAGCGAGAGCAAAUAUAACAUCGAGAUGUGUUUCUGUUUUGUGAGUUACCAGGACACUGUGUAACAUUUUGGUGUACACUGGUGUAUUAUGACCCAGUUGAGGAGCACCAUGACAGUCAGCCAUCUUGAAACUGAAGUUGCCGUCUUCCUCCUUGACAAGGAAGUCAACACUACCUAAAUUAGCCUACAGCUAACUUUUUUUCAUUCGGUUGUUGUUCUUCGAGGUAUUUUUGAUUUUACGACAGCUACCGUUGUUGUAAUACGUGUUUGAAAACCUGAGGGUCGAGAUAGAAUGCACUAUUCGUUUGGAUCCAAUCCACAAUUUCAACGUUGGAUGGGAGUAAUUCCGACAGUGUCCAUUUAAAUUAUGGAAUAGCCUUAGUAAUGUGCUGAAAUUAUGUUGCACUAAAGACAGAUUCAAAAAGGCCUUCGAAAGUAAAAUAAUUUUGGGUUUUAAGUCAGAGUCAAUCCUUUUUUCUUGUAUUAAAAUUCAUUUUCUUCUUUUUCUACAGAAACCAGUUUUGUUUUUUUGAGAACUGUAAAGGAUAGGGGCAUUAUGUCGCCCCAAGUUAGCUGAGCUAGCCGCCAGCCUGCCUGCGACCCUAGUGAGUAUACAGUAAGCAGUAUGGAAAAUGUUUGGAUGGAUAAAGGUUAGGCAAAACUAAGCAUUGUACUUCAGUUUAUUCCUAUUUUUGGUCUAUGAUUUUUGUUGAGUUGUGUGAUCAGGUUGGAUAUUUUGUAUGAUGUAUUUUUUUCUCUUUUUUUAUACAUUUACACAAUUUAUUUUCUUGUGAAUAAUUGCAAGAAUUACUGAAAUAAAGUAUUCAUUUAUUCAUUCAUUUUUUUAAAUUUUUUUUUUUAGAAUUUUCAAUUGUGUUUAAAAUGUUGUGAAUUUGUGAAAGGCAAUUGAUAUGUCAUUGGAUAAAGGGGAAAAAACAGAAACUGGGAACUCAUUUUGUUUGUGCCAGGCCCCACACACACAAUGCAUGACAAAUUCCUGUAGUUCUCAAAUCUGUCUUUGCAAAAGAGGAAGAACAUUUCACAAGAUCUGAUUCUCCCACACAGAAGUCACAGACAUGUCAAGUAAAAGUCUUACCAAAGAGACCAAAAUAUGUACAAUUAUUAGGUGGCUUAAUAGCUACCUUAACCAACAUUUUGAUGAACACAUAUUUGUGGCGGUCUAGCAUGGUUCCCCAUUGAUUUUGUAAAAUAAAUUUUACACACCGUGAACAAAAGCGAUCCCAAACAUCCUUGAGAAUGUUGAAGUAAUAAAUUUCAUCGAACAUUUUAAAAUUGUAUGUUUUUAUUAUUGUUUCUAUUAUUGUUUCUGUUUCAUUGGCCACUGUGUAUUCAAGUCUCCCCUCAGAUGGCAGAGACUUGGUUUGGAGGCCAUAGGA